AUGGCUCCCCCAAUCGCUACAGAAUAUAUUGCCCCUGCGCCGUUGCAGGACAAUGCAAGGGCGGGCUCCAAGAUCCGGGGAGAGGCCACUGCGCCGUCGAGAGAUGCAGUGUUGGAGACGGUCGAUGACCUCGUUCGCCACAGAGCACAACUCUGGCCUCACACACCAAUAGUCUCAUACCCAUCGUCAGGCCUCGAGUAUGUAGACUAUACGGCACAACAACUGGACGUUUUUGCAUAUCGUGUCGCCAAGCAUUACCAGCGUCUGCUGCCGACCCGAUCCUCCUCGCAGGAGAGGCCCAGAAUCGUGGCCAUGCUCGGCCCGUCCAACGUCGAGUAUCUGGUCACCAUGCUGGGCCUCAUCAAGCUUGGCCACACGAUUCUCUUCCUGUCCACCAGGAUCUCGCAGGAGGCCGUCGAGUCCCUCGUCAAAUCCACAGGCGCAGGGGUUCUUCUCUUUGACCCCAGACAUGCCGAGCUGGCAGCCGGCGUGGGACAGACUCUCCCUUUCGUGCAAUCCGCCGAGAUCGCAUCGAGGCCAGUGUUUGAAUUCCCUGUCGAGGCCUACGUGGAUACGAGAUUGGACCUGACGCUUGAUCACCAGGUAGAAACGUACAACAAUGUCUACAUAAUACAUUCUAGUGGCUCGACCGGGUUUCCCAAGGCCAUUUAUCAGACGCACAAGGCAGCCUUGGCCAAUUACGCCAUCAGCAUGGAGAUGAAGGCAUUCAUCACGCUGCCCCUCUACCACAACCAUGGCAUUUGCAACUUUUUCCGAGCCAUCUACUGUGGCAAGAGUAUCCACAUGUACAACGCAGAUUUGCCGCUCACCUCGGGCCACCUCAUCGCCAUCUUUGAGAAAUUCCAUUUUGAGAUAUUUUACGGCGUGCCCUAUGCCCUGAAACUGCUCUCGGAGACCGACAAGGGCAUUGAUCUUUUACGCCAGCUAAAGAUCGUCAUGUAUGGGGGCUCAGCCUGCCCUGACGAGCUGGGAAACCUGCUUGCUGACCAUGGCGUGAACCUUGUCAGCCAUUACGGAGCGACCGAAGUUGGCCAGCUCAUGACUUCGUUCCGCCCGGCCGGGGACAAGGCGUGGAACUAUGUGCGUGAGCAUCCCAAGCUCUCACCAUUUCUCAAGUGGGUCCCUCGAGGCAACAAUCUCUAUGAAUGCUGUGUCAUGGAUGGAUGGCCUUCAAAGCUCCAGUCGAACCAGGCCGAUGGUUCGUAUGCCACCAAGGAUCUCUUCGAGCCGCACCCAACAAUCCCCGGGGCAUGGAAAUACAUCGCUCGCCUCGAUGACACGCUCGUCUUGGUAAACGGGGAGAAAUUCAGUCCUGUUCAGAUAGAGGGCCGUAUCCGCUCCGACCAUCUCGUGGACGAGGCCGUUGUAUUUGGUGCCGGGCGCCCAUUCCUCGGCCUUCUCGUCGUCCCGUCAGAAUCGACGCGCGCCAUGGCCCGGGAGGUCAUCCUGGAGAAGCUAUGGCCUGCCGUCGAGGAGGCCAAUCGAGAGGCCGAUGCGUUCGCUCGGAUCUCCAAGAACAUGGUCAAGGUCCUGGAGCACGACACUCCUUUCCCGCGAACCGACAAGGGAAGUGUCAUCCGCCAGGCGUUCUACAAGGCCUUUGCCGCGGUCAUCGACGAGGCCUAUGACAGCGCAGACAUCAGUUCAAGCGACCCGACGGUCAUGGGUCUGGAAGAGAUCAGGGCAUUUCUGCGAGAUGUGACGCCCAGGGUGUUACACAAGCAGAUCGGGGUUCAAGACGAGACCGACUUCUUCUCGUUGGGCAUGGAUUCCUUGCAGGCGCUUCAGCUGCGGAGUGCCAUCUUGCAAAAUGUCGAUGUCGCGGGCAAGAAGUUGGGCUUGAACAUCGUCUUUGACUAUCCUUCGAUCGAGAAGCUCAGCAACUUUCUGUUCUCCCUCCGCUCCGGGACAGCAGUUGCGUCAGUUCCGGUCGAGGAGCAGAUGGCGUCACUAGUUGGCAGAUAUGCCACUUUUGCUCCCAGAACGACCCGGAGAGCGUCUGCAGUGGUUGUAACAGGUUCCACGGGAUCGCUGGGCGCGCAUGUGGUCGCACGCCUUGCUGGUGAUCCAUCUGUUAAACAAGUGUACUGUCUCGUGCGUGCCAAGGAUGAACGGAACGCACUAGAGCGCGUGAGGAACUCGAUGAUGCAGCGCAGAGUAUACCAUUCUCUUCCCCUGGCUAGCCGCAAUAAGCUUUUGGCAGUCCCCUUUGACCAGGGGGAGGAGCACCUCGGCCUGGGCAAGAACGUCUACGAAGCCAUUUCUCGCAACCUCAGAUCCGUCAUCCACUGUGCGUGGUCCGUCAAUUUCAACCUCAGCCUUGACAGCUUCGAGAGGGAUUGCAUUGCCGGGGUUCACAACCUGCUCCGCCUGUGCCUCGCCUCUGGCGCCGCCGAGCCCGCCUCUUUCAACUUCUGCUCCUCGGUCAGCUCGGUAGCACGCUGUCCCUCGAGUCGUGUGUCCGAGUCCUUGCCUGAUUUCAGCUGGGCUCAAGGUAUGGGUUACGCGCAGUCCAAGUCGGUGGCUGAACACAUCUGCCUCCAAGCUGCUAAGGUCACGGGCGUCAAGGCGCGUGUCCUCCGUGUUGGCCAGGUCAUUGCAGACACACAACACGGCAUAUGGAAUGCCACCGAGGCCAUCCCGAUGCAGCUACAGACCGCGCUGACGGUGGGAUCGCUUCCACGACUGCCCGAGAACCCCUCUUGGCUACCGGUCGACACCGUCGCGCAGGCGGUGCUUGAUAUUUCGCUGUCAGACGCGGCCAGCCAAGUCGUCAAUGUCGCAAACAGCAGGACGUUCAGCUGGAACGAUGACCUGCUCCCAUUCUUACGCGCGUCUGGACUGGAUUUUGAGGAGGUCGAACCCAGAGAAUGGGUCCGCCGCCUCGGUGCCUCGAACCCGGACCCCGUGGCGAACCCGCCCAUGAAGCUGCUGGACUUCUUCGCCUCCAAGUACGACAAGGAUACCAUCGACGCGUCCAAAAGCUACGAGACCACAGCGGCCUGUGCUCUCUCCCCGGCCCUCGCUCGUGCCCCUGUGCUGGACCUAGGCCUCGUCAAGACGUUCGUAGGCUACUUUAUGAACGGGCCUUGGAAGGCGUCUUGUACGGCUACGGCCGUGAUCCGGGAGCCCAAGAAGAAGACGGCCGUGAUCUUGGCUGGCCCCUGCGGUAGCGGAAGGACGGCCGUCGGCAACGCUGUAGCUGGCUGGCUAAGGGGUGCUUUUGUUGAAGGAGACUCACUACAGAAGCGCCGCGCCGUGCCCGGCGUGGGCGGCGGCAUGGCGCUCGUCGGCCAGGAUCAACGGGACUGGCUUGACCGCAUCCGUGGGCAUGUACGCGAAGCAGCCCUCGAUCUGGGAUAUGACGUUGUGGUAGCAAGCUGCUCGGCCCUGAAAAGAGCACACCGGGACCAUCUGAGACAGGGCUUGCGGUCUCGAGACGGUAUGGAAGUGCUGUUCAUCGACCUCCAAGCGUCGCAAGAGGCUCUCACCGAGAGGGCUGGGAAGCUCAGGGGCCAGGAUAUGACCGCACAGAUGGCCCUGGGCCAGGUUGAGGAGCGGGAGGAGGUGCAUAGUGAUGAGGUCGACGUUGUUCCUGUCGGUGCUGAGGGAACUAUGGAAGACGUCCUGGAGGAAGUGCGCUGGGCAAUCAACAGGGCGCUGCGGCUUUCGUGA
Messenger RNA from Thyridium curvatum, 3696 nucleotides. RefSeq lists its product as uncharacterized. Gene Ontology annotation, molecular function: kinase activity; phosphopantetheine binding. Bases 1 to 3696 code for a protein of 1231 amino acids. The transcript is spliced from 4 exons. Gene Ontology annotation, biological process: carbohydrate metabolic process. Lineage: Eukaryota; Fungi; Ascomycota; Sordariomycetes; Thyridiales; Thyridiaceae. The record is from RefSeq and is a predicted model, not a curated record.